UUUCACAGCUCACCAUCAUCUCCACCUCUCAGGCUGCUUUCCCUUUAACGCAUGACGCAGCUCAGACUGCCCCACUUUGUGUGAGCAGCAGUCUGCGGGAGCCUGCGGGAUCUGUUGUUGCAUACGGCUCGGCCCGGGGACGUCGGUUCUUCUCGGGACCCUCACCUGCCCCCUCAGCUGGCCUCAGGAUGGAGUUCUUACUGGGGAACCCGUUCAGCUCGCCGGUGGGACAGCGGAUCGAGAAAGCAACCGGUUCCAGCCUGCCGUCAGAAGACUGGGCCCUCAACAUGGAAAUCUGUGACUUGAUCAACAGCUCAGAGGAAGGGCCCAGAGAAGCCGUCAGAGCCCUAAAGAAAAGGAUCGUGGGAAACAAGAACUUCAAGGAGGUCAUGUUGGCGCUCACGGUUCUGGAAACCUGCGUGAAGAACUGCGGCUACAGGUUUCACAUCCUGGUUACGACACGAGAUUUUGUGGAAGGAGUCCUGGUCCGGUCCAUCAUCCCGAGAAACAACCCUCCGUUAAUCCUGCACGACAGAGUGCUCAGCAUCAUCCAGGCGUGGGCCGAUGCAUUCCGUAGCUCGCCUGACCUGACAGGCGUGGUGUCCGUGUACGAAGACCUCAGAAGGAAAGGGUUAGAGUUCCCCAUGACAGAACUGGACGGUUACUCACCGGUCCAAGGCCCCAAAAAGACUCUGCCUGCCAACGGGCCUGCUGUCACUACUCUUCCUGCUGUGGUCCUAUCCUCCAAAACUCCAAUCAUCCCACCACACACUUCAGAGCUAAAACUGGCCCUAGAAGGAUCCAGUGCAUUCACUCCCAGCCAGGUCCAAAAGCUUAAAACAGAGCUGGGAGUGGUUCGAGGGAACCUGACGAUGAUGUCAGACAUGAUGAGUCAGCUGGAUCCCGUCACGGUACAACAGGCAGACAUGGAGCUGCUGGAGUUAUACACAGUUUGUAAAGAUAUGCAGGAGAGGAUAGUGAAGAUCGUCCCCAGGCUCAGCGAGGAGAAGCUGAUCGAAGAGCUGCUGGCGACCAACGAUGAGAUGAACACCACCUUCACCCGAUACCACAGGUUCGAGAAGAUAAUGACGAAUGGUCCAAGCACAACACCGAAGAGCAACACCUACGUCAACCUGUCAGACCUGGACUUUACUGCAGAGUCUGGGAUUGCGUCCAUGUCCAGAGAAAGCUCGCUCAGCCACUCAAAAUCAGACAGUUUGUCAAGUCAGAUGGCGAGACUCAGUACGAGUGAAUCAGAGGACGCAUUAUCACAGAAAAUAAACAUCCCAUCUCAACAAAGACAAAGCGAGCAGAGCGAGGCGGUCGUGGACGGGAUGGCUCUGGCUCAGGCUCAGAACAACAGGCUACACAACCCUGGAAAGGACGGCAGCCCCGCCUCCACCUGCAGCUCCUCUCCAAAGUUAGAUUGGAUGAUUAAAAGGGGAAUGAUUCCCAUCAACCAAUCCAACGUGAUGGACGAUAUCGAGAAGUGGCUGUCGCUGGAUGACGAGUACGAUGACUUUGAGGACUCAGACGGUGUGACCAGUGAAGAGUUCGACAAAUUCUUGGCAGGGAGAGCAAAAGCAGCCGAGCACCUCCCGUCCCUGAGCGCCGCCUCGCAGGACAACAACCACUCCGAGUCCUAAGCUCCACUUCCACCCUGCCAUACUAACAACACUCAUGAAGCGUCGGCUGAGAAGUGGAGGAUCUUUUAAACUAACGGUUCAAUGGCACAUUUGACGUGGGAGGGAACGCCCAGGUCUGAGGGAGGAUGUGUUAGCUGAGUAUUCUGCUCUGUACCGGGGGGUGAAGUGGUUUUUUUAAUGGUUAAAGUAACGUUAUGUGAGCGAGCAGAGAUUUAGUUUUUAGCUUACUUUGUUUGGAGGGUUUGUCCAUGUGUUGAAUGCAAACAUUUGCACAUUUUCUAAGGUUACAUUCCUGCUGUUGUAAGAGAGGAUAUUGUUACAUCUUUUGCUAAAUAGAUUAUGUAUCAUAUUGCUGUAAUAUAUGUUAUUGUUGAAUAUGUGAAUGGAAGCCCCCUGUGGAAGUAGCACACACUGUAACCUUUACACCCAGCUUCUCUUGGGAAGACGUCGUACUUGAAGUUUCUGGAGAGAUGAAACUACGAUCUGGAAGUCCGGCUGUUAUUCUAAUCUCAAGCUGUGCAUUAAGAGUUCUUAAUGUGUAAUCCAAUAAAUGGCUUUGCAGGUAUGAAGCACUGCAAUUAUUUUAAA
Molecule: messenger RNA, 2234 nt
Organism: Notolabrus celidotus (New Zealand spotty)
Lineage: Eukaryota; Metazoa; Chordata; Actinopteri; Labriformes; Labridae
Gene: tom1
Product: target of myb1 membrane trafficking protein
Exons: 16
Coding region: 189-1646 (485 amino acids)
Biological process (GO): signal transduction
Cellular component (GO): membrane; endosome
Molecular function (GO): clathrin binding; phosphatidylinositol binding; ubiquitin binding
Source: RefSeq, a predicted model, not a curated record